This is a messenger RNA of Salvia hispanica, 1687 nucleotides long. It is a transcript of the gene GAPCP-2, whose product is annotated as glyceraldehyde-3-phosphate dehydrogenase of plastid 2. The record is from RefSeq and is a predicted model, not a curated record. Gene Ontology annotation, cellular component: cytosol. Gene Ontology annotation, biological process: glycolytic process; glucose metabolic process. Lineage: Eukaryota; Viridiplantae; Streptophyta; Magnoliopsida; Lamiales; Lamiaceae. Gene Ontology annotation, molecular function: NADP binding; NAD binding; glyceraldehyde-3-phosphate dehydrogenase (NAD+) (phosphorylating) activity.
UCUUCUCCUCAAAAGCCAAAGCCCCUUCUCAUUUUUCUAGGGUUCUGCUGUUCAUUUCUCUCCAAUCUUUCUCUCUCUAUAUCUAUAUAAAUAUACAGAGGAAUAUAGAAUCCACGAGCAUUUCUUUUUGUUAGGUUUUCGCAGCGAAGAGUUGGUUGCUGGAGAAAUGGCCUUGUCUUCUUCCUCUUCGCUCCUCAUCCGCCCCUGCGACCGAUCCAAGGCAUCAUUCGGCCUUAAUGCUAAUGCUGUCAACCUUCACUCAAGUAUAUUCGGGGCUAAUUUGCCAGUGGAUUCUUUCCCACUACAGAAAGUUUGUGCCCGCACUGUUCGUCCUAUUAAAGCAACAGCGACAGAAGUACCUCCCACCAUCCUUAAGUCACGAAGCAGUGGGAAGACCAAGGUUGGCAUCAAUGGUUUUGGGCGGAUUGGAAGAAUAGUUUUAAGGAUAGCAUCUUUCAGGGAUGAUAUCGAGGUGGUAGCUGUUAAUGAUCCUUUCAUUGAUGUGAAAUACAUGGCAUACAUGUUCAAGUAUGAUUCUACUCAUGGACCUUUCAAGGGGACCAUCCGAGUUAUUGAUGAAUCCACUUUGGAAAUCAAUGGAAAGCAGAUCAAAGUAACCAACAAAAGGGACCCAGCAGAUAUUCCCUGGGGUGAUCAUGGAGCUGAGUAUGUUAUUGAGUCUUCUGGAGUCUUUACAACUGUUGAAAAGGCUUCAGCACACAAGAAGGGUGGUGCUAAGAAAGUUGUCAUCUCGGCUCCUUCAGCCGAUGCUCCUAUGUUUGUCGUUGGUGUAAAUGAAAAUAGUUACAAACCAAACAUGGAUGUUGUUUCCAAUGCUAGCUGCACCACCAAUUGCCUUGCUCCUCUUGCCAAGGUAGUUCACGAAGAGUUUGGUAUUGUAGAGGGUCUGAUGACGACUGUCCAUGCAACAACGGCCACACAGAAGACUGUUGAUGGUCCUUCAAUGAAGGACUGGAGGGGUGGCCGAGGAGCAGGGCAGAACAUCAUCCCUAGUUCAACUGGGGCUGCUAAGGCUGUUGGAAAAGUUCUUCCAGAGCUUAACGGUAAGCUCACUGGAAUGGCCUUCCGUGUCCCCACACCUAAUGUCUCUGUUGUAGACUUAACUUGUCGUCUUGACAAAAGUGCUUCAUAUGAAGAUAUUAAAGCAGCAAUAAAAUAUGCUGCAGAGGGUCCGCUGAAAGGCAUUCUAGGAUACACUGAUGAAGAUGUUGUCUCCAAUGAUUUUGUUGGUGACUCAAGGUCAAGCAUAUUUGAUGCCAACGCUGGAAUGGGUCUUAGCAAAUCCUUCAUGAAGCUAGUCUCCUGGUAUGACAACGAGUGGGGUUACAGUAACCGAGUGUUGGACCUGAUUGAGCAUAUGGCCUUGGUGGCAGCAACAAAGUAAGAAGCAGCAGCUUGCGGGUUUCUUUGUUUUCGUUUUUUGCUGGGAAGACCGAGUUAUAUACAAGGCAGUAGAUGCGACAUGAAUUUUAGGUUGCUUGAAAAUGGAAUUGUCUUAUUAAAUCAAUUGUAGCCUCUUGAGAUGGCUUUGAAAUAAUGUACUACUAAUAGUAAUGUAUGUGAACUGUUGUGGAAGCACAUGAAUUGUUUUUUGGAUGUUAUGUUGCGACUCUUAGGACGCAACUGACAAGCUAUAUGAUUUUGUUUAUUUACAACGGUUAGAGCA